Molecule: messenger RNA, 2071 nt
Organism: Clarias gariepinus (North African catfish)
Lineage: Eukaryota; Metazoa; Chordata; Actinopteri; Siluriformes; Clariidae
Gene: coq8b
Product: coenzyme Q8B
Exons: 15
Coding region: 94-1950 (618 amino acids)
Biological process (GO): ubiquinone biosynthetic process
Cellular component (GO): extrinsic component of mitochondrial inner membrane
Molecular function (GO): kinase activity
Source: RefSeq, a predicted model, not a curated record
UUCCUAAACCAUUUCCGGGUCCGGUAGCGGUUAUCCCACCGUGGCGAGUCUGGAGCUUUAGAAGGGCAUCACUGUGUAUUUGUAAACAGCGUGAUGCUGUCAGAGGUUCUCCAGGUAGUGCGGGGUGCCAGCAAAGUCGGCACCGCCUUCGCCACCACGCAAGGAGAGCAGCUACGGUUAGUAGCCUGCAACUCGACCCUGGGAGCCGGCAUCAAAGCAGCUCAGGAUGCAGUUGGGACCUGGACGGGAUUUACAGUGAAACAAGACCAGACCCCCAAAUCUGACGAGUUUCCAGACAUUGAAGGAUGGGAACAAAUGGGAGACCACGAGGCAGCCAAAUGGGCCGUCGGCUCAGAGCUCGCGUCAGAUAUCUCAGGCAAGGAUGAGAAUUUCGAUCCAAUGGGAACACCAAGUGGGACACCCGGAGGAACAGGCUGGCCUGGGCAAAGUGCUCGGUUCUUGCAUGUUGCAGCACCUCGUAAUCAUGCAAGGUUUGUUCAUGACUCUGUCAUGGCCAGGCUGAGUCCAGAGGAUAUCAAAAAGGCUCGGGAGCUUAAACAGAGUACCGCCCGGCCCGUUCGCCAGAAGCUAAAUGAGCGAGCCAAAGAAAGGAAGGUUCCUGUCACACGGAUUAGUCGACUUGCGAAUUUUGGGGGUUUAGCUGUUGGACUUGGCCUUGGUGCCAUUGCUGAGGUUGCAAAGCAGUCUUUUGGAGGCAAGAAAUCAAGUUCUGGAGCCGUGUUAGAUUCUCCCCUCCUGUCCGAGGCCAAUGGCGAGAGGAUUGUUAACACGUUGUGUAAGGUGCGAGGGGCGGCGCUCAAGAUUGGACAGAUGCUGAGCAUUCAGGAUAACAGCUUCAUUAAUCCACAACUGCAGAAGAUAUUCGAGAGGGUCCGGCAAAGUGCAGACUUUAUGCCAGCUUGGCAAACAAUUAAAGUUCUGGAGGAGGAGUUGGGUCCUGGCUGGAGGGACAUGCUCUCAUCAUUUCAGGACAAACCCUUUGCAGCUGCCUCUAUCGGGCAAGUACACCUCGGAGUCCUGCCUGAUGGAAGAGAAGUGGCCAUGAAAAUCCAGUAUCCAGGAGUAGCCGAGAGCAUCAAAAGUGACGUGAACAACUUGAUGUCCGUUUUAAAGAUGAGCGUGCCGCUUCCUGAAGGUUUAUUUGCGGACAGCAGCCUCGAGGUUCUUCACAGGGAGCUUUCCUGGGAGUGCGACUACAAACGAGAGGCAAAGUGUGCCCGGCGCUUCAAGGCUCUAAUGGAAGGAGACCCGUUCUUUAAAGUACCCGAGGUCAUCGAUGAGCUCACCACCGGUCGCGUGCUCACCAUGGAGCUUAUUAACGGAGUCGCACUGGACGGCUGUGUGGAUCUGGAUCAGGAGAUCAGGAAUAAGAUAUGCUUCAGCAUCUUGCACUUGUGUCUCCGGGAACUUUUUGAGUUUCGCUUUAUGCAGACGGAUCCUAACUGGUCUAACUUCUUUUAUAAUGCUGAGGAGGACAAGGUUUACCUGUUAGACUUUGGAGCUUGCAGAGAAUACCCAGAGUCCUUCACUGAUGACUACAUCGAGGUGGUACACGCAGCCUCCGUUGGAGAUCGGGACAGAGUCCUGCAGAAGUCCAAAGACUUGAAGUUUCUCACCGGCUUUGAAACCAAGGCGUUUAUGGAUGCUCACGUGGAGGCGGUGAUGAUCCUGGGAGAAGCGUUCGCCUCUCCAGACGCCUUCGACUUCAGCACUCAGAGCACGACACGUCGUAUCCACAACCUGAUCCCGGUGAUGCUCCGCCACCGACUCACUCCUCCUCCAGACGAGACCUACUCGCUGCACCGCAAGAUGGCCGGCUCCUUUCUUAUUUGUUCCAAGCUAAAGGCGCAGAUUCCCUGCCGAGAAAUGUUCCUCGAGGUCUAUAACGCUUACCAACAGCAACGUCACAAGUCGGCAGGUCAAGAAUAAACUUGGAUGUCUAGGUACAGGGUUUGGGACGAACUGCGUUUGAGAACAGUGUUUGCUUUUCGUUUUUAACGGAGUGUUCUGACUAAGGAGAUUGAUUAUGAAUAAAGACAAAACACAUUCA